CAGGUGGACUGAACUUCUGUUAAGGUGUUUUUAUUCCUACAGUAGUGUAAUAGCAAGGCGCAUCGGGCGUAUGGAUUCCCAUUUCUGUAUGGUGGCAGGCUGGUUUCUUCCCGAAGUAAACGCAAAUGCCCGAAUCUGGAUAACAAGCUGUUCAACUGGUCAACAUCAAAACGAUGGGUGAACGCGUCAAAGUUUCCUCAGAAAACAAGAAAGGGGAGGUGCCUGCCGUUUUCUUCAAAGGUGUCAAAGGAUCUGCUGGAAUCAUAGUGCUCCAGGAAUGGUGGGGAUUAAACCAGCAGAUACAAGACAGAGCACAGCAAAUAGGCAAAAAGGGCGGCUUUACCACGAUCGUUCCCGAUCUUUACCGAGGCAAGUUGGGAACCAACCACGAGGAAGCAGGCCACCUCAUGACUGGCCUCGACUGGCUUGGAGCGGUGAAGGAUAUCCAAGGCUGUGCUAAGUACCUGCUAAAACACGGGUGUACCAAGGUUGGAGUCACUGGCUACUGUAUGGGUGGCGCCCUCAUCGUAGCUGCUUGCUGCCUGACACCGGAAGUCAGCGCAGGCGUGGUGUUUUAUGGGGUGCCCAGUAAGGAGCUGUGUGAUCCCUCGACGAUGAAGGUCCCUAUCCAGUGCCAUUUUGGCGACAAGGAUGACAUCGUGGGAUUAUCGUCCCCAACUGAUGCUGAAAAGCUACGAAAGGUGAACCACGAGUUUUAUAUGUAUGACGCGGGACACGCCUUUACCAACAGAUCCAACCCAAACUUCAACCAAGAGGCAAGUGAAAAGGCGCUGGAAUGAAUGUAUGUUUUCUUCAAGAAACAUCUGAAAUAAGCUAAUACACCAACAGUGGGUCAUGCUUUACAAUACUUACUAAGAUGACAUUUCCCACUUGACAAUCACGCACAAAAUCAAUCACCCAGUCUAUUCUUAAUUGUAAAACUGCAUUCCUGCAGUUACUGUUAUAUACAAGAAAGGUGUGUGUGCUAUUUUGGUGUUAUUGUGAUGUAUGAAGAGUACAGGACCAACUUCAACCCACCUCACUUCUAGAUAUAAAUCUCUGAGAAUGCACCUGACAACAUAUACAGUUACUUAAAGGGGCAUUCCUGAGUUUGCUGCA
This is a messenger RNA of Gigantopelta aegis, 1119 nucleotides long. Its product is annotated as protein usf-like. Bases 174 to 800 code for a protein of 208 amino acids. NCBI's taxonomy places the organism in Eukaryota, Metazoa, Mollusca, Gastropoda, Neomphalida, Peltospiridae. Gene Ontology annotation, molecular function: hydrolase activity. The record is from RefSeq and is a predicted model, not a curated record. The transcript has 3 exons.